This is a messenger RNA of Cucumis melo (muskmelon), 701 nucleotides long. RefSeq lists its product as uncharacterized. The record is from RefSeq and is a predicted model, not a curated record. The coding region runs from base 171 to 515 and encodes 114 amino acids. Gene Ontology annotation, biological process: translation. The transcript has 2 exons. Gene Ontology annotation, cellular component: ribosome. NCBI's taxonomy places the organism in Eukaryota, Viridiplantae, Streptophyta, Magnoliopsida, Cucurbitales, Cucurbitaceae. Gene Ontology annotation, molecular function: structural constituent of ribosome; 5S rRNA binding.
UCUCUGAAUCUUUCCAUUUUGUAUAAAACCUAAACCAUGGUUUCUUCUUAUAACUUUUUCCUGCCUCUCUCUCCAAUUGUCUGUUGUGUAGGCGAUAGGCGUGUUCUUCCGGCAACCUCACGUAGCCGUUUCCCAUCAAGAGUAUAAUUGAGUUGGAGUAGUCAAGGGAGAUGGUGAUUCCUCCUCCUAUCAAGCCACCAAGAUUAAUCCAGUAUCUAAAGCCAUAUGUCUUGAAGAUGCACUUCACAAACAAGUUUGUGAGUGCCCAGGUGAUCCACUCUGAAACAGCCACUGUUGCUUCGGCCGCAAGCUCACAAGAGAAGGCAUUGCGGUCAAGUAUGGAGUCGACAAGGGAUGUGGCUGCUGCUGCAAAGAUUGGAAAAUUGUUGGGAGAGAGGCUUUUGCUUAAGGGAAUCCCGGCUGUUUGUGUGCACUUGAAAAGAGAACAGAAAUAUCAUGGUAAGGUCAAAGCUGUUAUUGAUUCUGUGAGGGAAGCAGGUAUUAAGCUGCUUUGAUCCUUUUUUUUUUUUUUCUUUUUCCAAUUUGCUUCAUUUUGGCCCUCCUUGUUAUCUGGUUUAAGUGUUGGGCUUCAUCAAUCAAUGCUCAAUAUUAUCUGAAUUUGUAUUGCCAAUGGGAUGAGAUGCAUUGUUGGACUUUUUGUCAAAUUAUAAAUCUGAAACUUAGAGUUCUUUCCCGCUGAA